AUGUGCAUGAUCUUUGCUGGUCAUCAGGAGAAACCUUUGCGUGCAACUGUCAAACAGAUGUGUCCAGUUUUAGUGACCAAAUCUGUAGUUAAGACACUGAUUGAAUUUCUAGUCGCAAACAAUCCUUGGUAUCAGCAAUGUGGUGUUUUGUAUAGCCAAGAGAAUAAAAUCAAAGAUGACUCCAUUGAUCAAUUCCUUCCUUUGGAAUCACACAAUCCAAGUAUUUCAGACAGCAUAGAUCCUGGCGAUAUUACCAUGGAAGCGAUAGGUUUUACCAAGGGUGACCAUUCAGCAACGAGUCAAGAGAAAAUUCAACUUCAUGCGUUGUUCAUAUUGUCAAAGGCGGGCUCAUCCUUUGUCUCUGACAGCGAUCCAGGCUUGAUGUCUUUUUUAUUUCUGCACUUGGAUCCUUGGGAUAUCGGUGGAUUUAAUCAUAGUGGUUGUACAUGUCUGCAACAUAUCACAAUAGAAGCGCAAGACAAUUCACCUUUUGUCAGAGAUCCCAAUUUCGUGUUCAUCUACUGGAACAUGAUCCAGAAAAAAGAGGUUAGCACAAACAUCAAUUUUAGAAUCAGGGCAUCUUUGCAGCACACUCUGGCUGAGGAAUUAAGAGAUGUGGGACCUUCCCUUAUGAGUUUGGUGGAGAAUUUGCUGAUGUGGACAUGUUCUGUCAAUGCAAAGCCAUCUAUGACUCAGGAAAAGAAAGCUGCAAAACUUUUACGUCGUUUACAUGCAUCGGCAAGGUCGUUGAAAGGUAGUGCAGGAUAUAAAUUGUGUCAUUGCAAUGAGAUAUGCUCUCUGAUGAAAAAAUUUAGUACUCCAGCAUUGUUCAUCACUGUCAACCCUCAUGAUCUUACAAGCGGCAUGAUUCCCAUCCUUUUGGAAAUGGGGCUUGAGGAAUGGUCUUUGAUGACAUCAUUUCGAUCUCCAAAUUCAAGCAUUUAUCAACAUCAUAUUGUGAUAUAA
Messenger RNA from Suillus fuscotomentosus, 966 nucleotides. RefSeq lists its product as uncharacterized. The record is from RefSeq and is a predicted model, not a curated record. Bases 1 to 966 code for a protein of 321 amino acids. The transcript has 4 exons. Lineage: Eukaryota; Fungi; Basidiomycota; Agaricomycetes; Boletales; Suillaceae.